Molecule: messenger RNA, 524 nt
Organism: Eruca vesicaria subsp. sativa (arugula)
Lineage: Eukaryota; Viridiplantae; Streptophyta; Magnoliopsida; Brassicales; Brassicaceae
Source: the annotation of a GenBank genome assembly
GAAAUGUCAUUCAUGGUCUUUACUCUUCUUCCAUUCCCCUCGCCACAAACAUAUCACUCGUCCCAUAGCCUGGAAAAGUUUUGCAAACAAAACAACAUCUCUUGGGCAUACCAUUUCAAUGUCGUCCAUAUACUUCACCGUAACUACACAAUUUAUUUUGAUUCCAAAUACACUUCUUCUCUGUUUUUUUUUUAUUUCAACAGAAAAGGGUACUAAAAUGUUGUAAAAAAGAGAAUCAUAACCGCAUGAAACAGAGUUGUUCAAGCUCGUUCCGUCACCCAACACCGUCAAGACCAAGCCUACUCCGGAGCGCCCCGCGGCCACAGACGCUGGCUUCCGAAGUUCCGAUUCCAAACCUUCGCUGCCGUCACUGCUCAAGACACCGCUGUCUCAAAUUCCGAACCACCACGAACUACCCCUCACUCAUGUCUGAGGGAACCGUCAUCCCUUUUAACAUAUCCAUCAACACCAAGAACCAGUUUCAUUGACGAGCCACUAAAGCUUGAAACUUUCAUAGGGUUUUC